UGCCUGGAGCUGAAAGAGAGAAUACCAGGUUUGUGGCGGGUGGGGGGGGAAAGAGAAGCAGGACCAUGAACAGCUCAGUGUGGACAAGACUAAAUCCAGGAAGGCUGUCGAAGACUGGGGGAGCUAAGAAGGAGCUCCUGGCUGGCUAUGGAGAUCAAGCAAGGACUGAACCCAGAGCCUAGUCAGACCAAACAAAGGUCCUAUAAUGGGCCCUGCUGAUCUGGUUAAAGACUGAGCCCAGGGAGGGCUGCCAAAAGGAACAUGCCAACUGAGGGUGCCAUGAUGGGCCCCUGUGGGACUGUUAUAGAAGGCAGUGUCUCCAGGGACGAAUUCUUGGCAGUACAGCCCCAUGCCGGGCUGUGGGAAAGAAAAGACCGUAUACCCAAGAAGGGAUUUUGUUUGUUCCAUCUACAGACGGUGUGUGUGAGUUGGCCAGAGGACUGUGUCACUGAAGACCCGUUGAAGAAACUAUCUGCCAGAGGUGUGCUCAUGAGAGUUUGGAAAGGUGCACUGGGGAAAACCCAUUCUUUGCAUACAAGAGGACUCAUUGAAUUAGCAGGAGCCAUAUCCUGUGGCACAGGACGCAAUGCUUUGGCAUAUCUAGGUUACGGAUGCUACUGUGGUCUGGGAGGACGAGGUUGGCCUAAAGAUAAAGUAGACUGGUGUUGCCACAAGCAUGACUGCUGCUAUGACAAGGCAGAGCGGGAAGGCUGCAGCCCCAAGAUGCUGAGAUAUGAAUGGACUUGUGAACACAAUGCUGUGGUGUGCGAUACUCUGACAGAUAGAUGCCAAAAAAUGGUGUGCCAAUGUGACCAAGAAGCAGCCAAGUGUUGGGGCACGGCCUCUUAUAAUCCACACUACGUCCUCUGGCCAGAUUUCUUAUGUGGACAGACUACUCCUAUGUGUAAUUUUAGUUAGAUAUUGGAGGGCAAAACUAAUCUUCCAGGGACAUUUUUCUAAUUUCUAAGAUACUGUAAUAAAAUUGUUCACCUUUGAUCAAGA
Molecule: messenger RNA, 1002 nt
Organism: Dermochelys coriacea (leatherback sea turtle)
Lineage: Eukaryota; Metazoa; Chordata; Testudines; Dermochelyidae
Product: phospholipase A2-like
Exons: 4
Coding region: 262-918 (218 amino acids)
Biological process (GO): lipid catabolic process; arachidonate secretion; phospholipid metabolic process
Molecular function (GO): phospholipid binding; calcium ion binding
Source: RefSeq, a predicted model, not a curated record